GACGUUCUUUUGUGGCAAGAUGCUAUUGUUAUAUGUAUUAUUGAUAACCAUACAGUUGGUGGCAGCCAUCCCGCUAGUCACCAAAAGAGGUCUCGCAUUCGACUACCAGAAUGAUAAACUCCAAGGUGUCAACUUGGGAGGUUGGUUCGUAUUGGAACCCUUCAUCACCCCAUCCCUUUUCGAUGCGUUUGGCGAUAACUCCAACACCCCCGUGGAUGAAUACAAUUACUGCUCCACCCUCGGAAAGGAUGAAUGCUUGAGUCGGUUGACCGAUCAUUGGUCCUCGUGGUACACUGAAGACGACUUUAAAGCCAUUAAGGAUGCCGGCUUAAAUGCCGUCAGAAUCCCCAUCGGUUACUGGGCUUUCAAGAUGUAUGAUUAUGACCCCUACGUAUCGGGACAGCAAGAUUACUUGGAUAAGGCCCUCGAAUGGUGCCGCAACCAGGGAUUGUACGCAUGGAUAGACUUGCAUGGAGCCCCCGGCUCUCAGAAUGGGUUUGAUAAUUCGGGCUGGAGAGACCACCUCGAGUUCCAGUCCAACGAGUAUAAUCAGGCUCUCACCUUGGAUGUGCUUAAGAUCAUCAUGGACAAGUACGCCGUCGACGACUACCUCGAUGUGGUGAUUGGUAUUGAGUUACUUAAUGAACCUUUGGGAAACUCUCUCGACUUGGACGAGUUGAAGAGUUAUUUGACCCAGGGAUACACAUUGGCACGUAACAACGGGAUCCAGGCAGUGGUGAUCCACGAUGCGUUUGAGGCGUCGGGAUACUGGGAUGAUUUUUUGACGGUUGACAAUGGAGACUACUGGAACGUGGUGGUGGACCACCAUCACUAUCAAGUGUUUUCAGCUGGAGAGUUGGAACGUGAUAUUAACACCCAUAUCUCGACCGCCUGUGCCUUAGGUACCCAACAUUUGUCCGAAUCUCACUGGAAUAUUGUGGGUGAAUGGUCGGGAGCAUUGACCGAUUGCGCUCGGUGGUUAAAUGGAGCUGAGAGGGGAGCCAGGUGGUCAGGAGAUUAUGACAGUUCACCAUAUCUCGGAUCUUGUGACCCUUACACGAGCUUCAGUAAUUGGCCAGAUGAUUAUAAGGUUAAUGUCCGGAAAUAUAUCGAGGCCCAAUUGGAUGCUUAUUCCACCAGGGCUGGAUGGUUUUUCUGGACCUGGAAAACUGAAGAUGCAAUUGAGUGGGAUAUGAGCCAGUUGAUAGCUAAUGGCAUUUUCCCACAACCUUUAUCCGACAGGCAGUAUCCUAACCAAUGUGGAUACUAAUAAUACCCUCUAUCAAAAGUUUUUAUUUCGGAUCCUCUAGAUUUUUUAGUUGGUAAAAUUGUAUAGCUAAAUUUAAUGAAACCUU
Messenger RNA from Yamadazyma tenuis ATCC 10573, 1355 nucleotides. The record is from RefSeq and is a predicted model, not a curated record. Lineage: Eukaryota; Fungi; Ascomycota; Pichiomycetes; Serinales; Debaryomycetaceae.